CUGCAGGAAAUCCGUUUGGAGGGUGGUAAAAAAUUAAAGAUUGAUCUAUGGUGUUGGAGGCGAACCGAACGAGUGUUUUCAAGCUGCGGCGUGUGGUCUUUCUCUCCGUGACACAGCACAAACAAAUUCUCAGUGUUGGAGACUUGAGCUCAUAGAGAAAUCAUAGUUUGUUUAAUUUCAAUUCUGAGCAAAGGUCAACAUGCAAGUUUUUUCCAUUGAAGGCGAAAGUGCUUUGUCAGUUGUUGGUCCAAGGCCAAUGGAAUGGUCUACUGUUCCAUACAAUGCCCCUCAAGCUCCUGGGCCAAAUGGAAAGCAGCGGACCUCAAGUUUGGAAUCACCGAUCAUGUUGCUGUCAGGUCACCAGAGUGCUAUAUAUACCAUGAAGUUCAAUCCAGCAGGAUCAGUCAUUGCAUCUGGAUCUCAUGACAGGGAAAUUUUCCUCUGGAAUGUGCAUGGGGAUUGCAAGAACUUCAUGGUUCUGAAAGGUCACAAGAAUGCUGUUUUAGAUCUCCACUGGACUACUGAUGGGACACAAAUAGUCUCUGCCAGCCCCGACAAAACAGUGAGGGCAUGGGAUGUGGAAACAGGAAAACAAAUCAAAAAGAUGGUAGAACAUCUCUCUUAUGUUAAUUCAUGUUGUCCUUCUCGAAGGGGACCACCUCUUGUUGUUAGUGGCUCUGAUGAUGGAACUGCUAAAUUAUGGGAUAUGCGUCAAAGGGGUUCCAUCCAAACAUUCCCAGAUAAAUACCAGAUUACCGCUGUUGGCUUCUCAGAUGCAUCAGAUAAGAUCUUCACUGGUGGUAUUGACAAUGAUGUCAAGAUUUGGGAUUUGCGUAAAGGUGAAGUUACCAUGACACUUCAAGGUCAUCAAGACAUGAUUACUGAUAUGCAGCUGAGUCCUGAUGGGUCCUACCUUCUUACAAAUGGCAUGGAUUGCAAACUUUGCAUUUGGGAUAUGCGUCCGUAUGCUCCGCAAAAUCGCUGUGUGAAGGUGUUGGAAGGGCAUCAACACAACUUUGAAAAGAACUUAUUGAAGUGCGGUUGGUCUCCUGAUGGAAGCAAGGUAACAGCUGGUAGUUCUGAUCGAAUGGUUUACAUCUGGGAUACCACUUCUCGCCGCAUCUUGUAUAAGCUUCCCGGUCACAAUGGAUCUGUUAACGAGUGUGUUUUUCAUCCCAAUGAGCCUAUUAUUGGAUCUUGUAGCAGUGACAAGCAGAUUUAUCUAGGGGAGAUAUGAAGCUCAACGUUUAGGAACUUGCCAAAUGAAAUGACCAUGUUGGUGCUUUUGAUGACAACCAUUAGGGAGUGGUAAACUUUAGAGAUGCUGAAUUCCUUCAGUUGUUCCCUGGUCGAUCAAUUCUGUAUAAUGUUCUUGCAAAAAUAUUAUAUCCUACCCUUUGUUUGUAAUAUGUGAUUUGACGUUGGUGAGAAUGGCUUCAUAAUUUCAUUGUGAACUUCGAGACAUUUUGCUUAGGAAGGUGUUUCGAAAUUUUUCCCCUGCAGAAUUGGAUUAAAUUUAAAAAUGAAAAAUGUUAGUGAUACAUUCUUGA
Glycine soja is the source of this 1550-nucleotide messenger RNA. Its product is annotated as U5 small nuclear ribonucleoprotein 40 kDa protein-like. The record is from RefSeq and is a predicted model, not a curated record. Gene Ontology annotation, cellular component: catalytic step 2 spliceosome. Gene Ontology annotation, molecular function: protein binding; RNA binding. The coding region runs from base 200 to 1237 and encodes 345 amino acids. Lineage: Eukaryota; Viridiplantae; Streptophyta; Magnoliopsida; Fabales; Fabaceae. The transcript has 2 exons.